Messenger RNA from Monascus purpureus, 1323 nucleotides. NCBI's taxonomy places the organism in Eukaryota, Fungi, Ascomycota, Eurotiomycetes, Eurotiales, Aspergillaceae. The record is from the annotation of a GenBank genome assembly.
AUGUCGAGCAUCUCUAGAACUGCCAAUCUCUUGUUCCGGACCAGCAGGUCCUCUUUCCUGCGCCCGCGCGCCGUCAAUCCCGUUCACCAUGUUUUCAACAAUGACCGGGUUGCUGCUCGCCGGCUGGCUACCACUUUCGAGCGGUCGAAGCCCCAUGUCAACAUUGGUACCAUCGGUCACGUCGAUCAUGGCAAGACUACCUUGACUGCUGCCAUUACCAAGCACCAGGCUUCCAAGGGUCUUGCCAAUUUCCUUGAAUACAGUGCUAUUGACAAGGCUCCUGAAGAGCGCAAGCGUGGUAUCACCAUCUCCACCGCACACAUCGAGUUCCAGACCCAGGACAGACACUAUGCCCACGUCGACUGCCCUGGUCACGCCGAUUACAUCAAAAACAUGAUCACCGGUGCUGCUAACAUGGAUGGUGCCAUUGUUGUCGUUGCUGCUUCCGACGGUCAAAUGCCCCAGACCCGUGAACAUUUGCUCCUUGCCCGCCAGGUCGGAGUCCAGAAGAUUGUCGUUUUCGUUAACAAGGUUGAUGCCGUUGAGGACCCUGAGAUGUUGGAGCUUGUCGAACUGGAAAUGCGUGAGCUGCUUACCAGCUACGGAUUUGAGGGUGAAGAGACUCCUAUCAUCUUUGGCUCUGCUCUCUGUGCUCUUGAGGACCGUAGACCUGAUAUUGGCGCUGAGAGGAUCGAGAAGCUUAUGGAGGCUGUCGACACCUGGAUUCCCACCCCUCAACGUGACCUCGACAAGCCCUUCUUGAUGUCCGUGGAGGAAGUGUUCUCCAUUUCCGGCCGUGGUACUGUCGCCUCCGGUCGUGUCGAACGUGGUAUUUUGAAGAAGGAUACCGAGGUUGAGAUCGUUGGUGGUGCCUUCGACCCCAUCAAGACUAAGGUCACCGAUAUCGAGACUUUCAAGAAGAGCUGUGACGAAUCCCGUGCUGGUGACAACUCCGGUCUCCUUCUCCGUGGUGUCCGCCGUGAGGAUGUCCGUCGUGGCAUGGUUAUCGCUGCUGCCGGAUCUACCAAGGCCCACGACAAGUUCUUGGUGUCCAUGUACGUUUUGACAGAGGCAGAGGGUGGUCGCCGUACUGGAUUCGGUGCCAACUACCGCCCACAGGUCUUCAUCCGUACAGCAGAUGAGGCUGCCGACCUCAGCUUCCCCGACGGUGAUGCCUCCCGUAGAGUGCAGCCCGGCGACAACGUCGAGAUGAUUCUGAAGACACACCACCCUGUCGCUGCCGAGGCUGGCCAACGUUUCAACAUCCGUGAGGGUGGUCGUACCGUUGCGACCGGUCUGGUCACCCGUGUUCUUACGGACUAA